Populus euphratica (Euphrates poplar) is the source of this 1454-nucleotide messenger RNA. RefSeq lists its product as uncharacterized. Gene Ontology annotation, cellular component: intracellular membrane-bounded organelle. The coding region runs from base 131 to 1030 and encodes 299 amino acids. The transcript has 3 exons. The record is from RefSeq and is a predicted model, not a curated record. Lineage: Eukaryota; Viridiplantae; Streptophyta; Magnoliopsida; Malpighiales; Salicaceae.
AUCCCAUUCCUCCCUCUCGGCACUCCUCUCCAGGCAUUUUCCACCAUCGUCAGCAAAACGUCAUCGUUUUGAUCUCCAUAUCGCUCUGGAUCUCGUCCGAUUAUAUAUCUGAAGAUAGUUUACGUGGAAGAUGGAGGGUAAAAACGAAGGGGAGGAGAAUCCCUCUCGUGGGAAUGAUUGGGAGGUUGUAUCUCUUACAGCAUCAACAUAUGCAGCUGCUCCUGGUCCAAAAGAAGUUGAUCAGAAGGAUUACGAAAGCAGCAGGGCUUAUGAUGAGGAUGGGGAUGAAACUUCUCGGGCUUUAUUCAUGUCUCGUCAUUUUGUGCUUCCACCAGGUCAACAUGAGAAUUUGUCAUUGGAACCUGUUAACAGUGAGAUUCUUGAUUCACGAGUAGGGAAGAAUGUGCCCUCUGAGCUUGGUUUAGAAGAGGGAGGUAGAUCCAGUUGUAAGAAUGAAGAGAGUUGGCCACUCAAGGGGUUGGAUGAAUCUGAAGAGUUUCAUGGGAUGCAGUUGUUUGAUGUGAAGGGAAAAAAUGGUAAAGAAUUGGAAGAAAGCACAACUUUGCAAGAUUUCAGUGACAAGGAACAAAGUGUAUACAGUACAGCGACAUUUGGUUCUCUACACAACGAAACAGCACUUGGUGGAUCAACCACAUAUGAUGAGAACCUUGGAAUUCCUGAAGUAAACGAACCUUCUGAAAAGGUCUUAGAUUUUCCUACUGAUGUUCCUUCCUCACCGAAAGCUGCCAAAGAUGACAGCCUUCCUUGUGAUGCUUGGUGGAAGAGAAGGGUGGCUUCCUUGCAUGCUCAUGCAAAAGAGGCAAAUGCAUUUUGGUCCAUUUUUGUUGCAGCAGCUGUGAUGGGAAUUGUAAUCCUUGGGCAGCGCUGGCAGCAAGAAAGGUGGCAGGCUAUGAUCAACAAUGAGAAAAGUGGGAGGAUAUUGGGGCCAAUAACUCGUCUUAAAGAUGUGAUUGUGGGUGGCCAUCGACGCGGUUCUUUUAUCAGGGGAAGUGUCCCAAGUGACAACUAAGAUAUUGACAAGAAUGUCUGGAUGGUAAAUUACUGUAUUUUUCUGUGUGGCUGACCUGAUUUUCACAUGUCAGAGCUCCGUGGCUAAAUGUUAAAAGUUUGAUAUUGUUGUGCUUCUGUAAUUGUGGUGGUGGUUUUUCAGUAUCUGGCUCGUUGUGGGAGUUCAUUUUUCAUUUGAAGAUUGGCAGGUAGCAGAGAACUAACUGUGUAUCUAAAACACCCAUGAAUUCUGUGCCAGUGGAAGCUUGCGGUGGCACAGAUGUUCCAUUUAGAGAGUUACUCUCUACGUCAGCCCAGAGUUGAAGCCAUUGAGCUGUAGUAUCCACGGUUAAGUCUAUCUAUCAUCACCGGGAGAUGUAUAUGGAUUUUUAAUGGGAUUUGUACAUAUUUCACCUGGUUUGUUAAGAAAAUACGAGGAUUUGGAU